AUUACUUUUAAAUUCAAUAACCACAUAAAAAACAACUAACAUCGAAGGAUCAAAUCUCUUACAAGCCACAGAACGAAACGUUUUUCCACCUCUCGUAAGGAGUACGCAAACUUAUUAUUUACAAAACGACAGGUAUGUUGGAAUCAGACGAAGUGUACGAUCCUGAUGAAGAUCUAGACCUAGAGCUACUUGGUCGUCAAAGGCUGUGUCAUCCAAUCAUACAAAAUGAACCAGUGCCCGAGACUUCUGGUGAUUUACUUCAGAAACCAUGGCAAGAAAUGGAUUUAGAUUGGAGUGAAAAGUCUUUCGAUGGCCUUCUGAAGGAAAUAGAAGAAUAUACACCUCUGGCUGAGUUUGAAGAUAACUCAGAGAUUCCACACGUCAACAUUUUAUUAUUAGGACGAAUUUCGUCAGGAAAAUCCAGCUUCUUCAACACCAUAGAUUCUGUAAUCAAAGGGAGGCUAUCUCUAAGGUCACGUGCCGGAUGUGCUAGUUCUAGUUUGACAAAAUCACUUGAUGUUUACAAAGUAAAAAGAAAAGGAACCUCAAAGUCUUUCAACUUUAGAAUUUUUGAUUGUCGUGGUUUAGAGGAGGACCAAAGUCUUAACUCACGUGAUGUCGAGGCAAUUCUGGAUGGUCACGUGAUGGAUGGAUAUGUGUUUAAUCAAAGUACGCCUAUUACUAAAGACAAUGCUAAGUUUAGGAAAGAUCCUACCUUAGCUGACCGUGUACACUGUGUCAUCUUUGUGGUUGAUGGUUCAAAUCCACCCGAAAUAACAAUGUCCCAAAAUGUUGAAAAACAAGUGAAAGAACUCCAAGAACUGAUGAAUGCACGAAAAAUUCCACAGUUGAUCCUCCUAACCAAAGUUGAUACGAUGGCAACGGUCAAGGAAGACUUAUCUAAAGUAUUUCACAGCAAAAGCGUCUUGGAGAUGAGAGACAAAGUCGCCAUGUCGUUUGGGUUGCCUGCCUACACCGUUCUACCGAUGCAAAAUCUCGCAAACUUUCGAACUGUCUCGAAAGAGGUUAAGAUACUGACAUUGUACAAUCUGCGUCAGAUACUUCAGGCUGCAGACGAUUUUCUGGAAAAUCACGUAGAAGAGAUAUCGGGAGAUAAAUAUAAAGGAGCACAGACAAAUUCUUAUUAGAUUAGAAAAGACAAAAAUAUUCC
Messenger RNA from Saccostrea cuccullata (small rock oyster), 1171 nucleotides. RefSeq names its product interferon-induced protein 44-like. Gene Ontology annotation, molecular function: GTP binding. Lineage: Eukaryota; Metazoa; Mollusca; Bivalvia; Ostreida; Ostreidae. The coding region runs from base 135 to 1148 and encodes 337 amino acids. The record is from RefSeq and is a predicted model, not a curated record. The transcript is spliced from 6 exons.